AUGAAUAGUCAAAUACUCAGACCUGUGACCUCUCAAUCCAAAGCCAGGCUAUAUGCAAAUGUAAACCUCAAUAAAAACCAAGAGUAUUAUGACUAUGAAAACCUAAAAAUUGACUGGGGGCAUCAAGAAAACUAUGAAGUCCUCCGAAAGAUCGGACGUGGAAAAUACGCUGAUAUCUUUGCCGGCAUUAAUAUAGUCAGCAAUGAAAAAGUGGUCAUCAAAGCUUUAAAGCCGAUAAAAAAGCAAAAAAUUCGUAGGGAAAUAAAAAUUCUUAGGUGUCUGCAAGGCUCAUGCAGCAUUCCGCGCAUAUUUGAUGUAAUUGAAGACAAGCCUUCUAAAACCAUUUCAUUGAUUUUGGAAUACUUUGAGAACCAGGAGUAUAAGACACUUAUGAAGCAGUUGACAGAUUUUGAAGUUCGUUAUUAUAUGUACGAACUUCUUAAAACUCUUGAUUAUGCCCAUUCUCAUGGAAUCAUGCAUAGAGACAUCAAGCCAAAUAACAUCAUGAUUGACCAUAGCCAAAGAAAACUUGCUUUAAUUGACUGGGGACUAUCAGAGUUUUAUGUCCCUGGUACUCCAUACCACUGUAGGGUUGGCACCAGAUAUUAUAAAGCUCCUGAGCUUCUAUUCAACUACCAAUAUUACGAUUAUUCUUUAGACAUGUGGGCCUUUGGGACAGUUUUUGCUGGAAUAAUUUUCCAAAAAGAGCCUUUUUUCCACGGCCACGACAAUUUAGACCAAAUCGUCAAAAUCAUCAGAGUUCUCGGAACAGAAACCUUAAGAAGCUAUAUUGAUAAAUUUGACCUAGAAAUAGAGCCACAGCUUGAAGAAGCAGUAGGUCUCUACCCAAAACGAGGCUGGAACAAAUUUAUUGACCCAGAGCGUAAAGAACUUGCUGGGCCAGAAGCGAUUGAUUUACUUUCACAUAUACUCAGAUAUGAUCAUGAGCAAAGAACCCUUCCUUCAGAAGCCAUGAGACACGAGUAUUUUGAGCCUGUCAGAGAAAUGUGGAAACAAGUAAAAGCUGGGGUGCUAUCCUACGACAGUGAGUCUUCUGAAUACAAGACCGGAAGAAUAUUAAUAGACAACCCAAUAACUUACUAA
Blepharisma stoltei is the source of this 1104-nucleotide messenger RNA. Lineage: Eukaryota; Ciliophora; Heterotrichea; Heterotrichida; Blepharismidae. The record is from the annotation of a GenBank genome assembly.